Pisolithus orientalis is the source of this 1302-nucleotide messenger RNA. RefSeq names its product CobW domain-containing protein. Gene Ontology annotation, cellular component: cytoplasm. NCBI's taxonomy places the organism in Eukaryota, Fungi, Basidiomycota, Agaricomycetes, Boletales, Pisolithaceae. The transcript is spliced from 8 exons. Bases 47 to 1234 code for a protein of 395 amino acids. The record is from RefSeq and is a predicted model, not a curated record.
UGAAGUCUAAUGAAUCUAUUUACGAGCAAACCGCAUCUACAAUUCGAUGAAUGAGAUGGAAAGCGAUGAUGAUAUACCCACUCUCAUAGAUUCCGGUGAAGUACCAGCUACGUCGUCCUCUGAAACACCGCAGGAACCGCGGCGUAUUCCUUGCACCAUCAUCAGUGGAUUUCUCGGCGCCGGCAAGUCCACCUUGCUCAAACGGAUUUUAACAGAGAAGCACGGGUACCGCAUAGCGGUCAUCAUAAAUGAAUUUGGUGACUCUGCUAGCAUCGAAGCGAAGGCCAUCAAUGUAACCUCGCCGGAUGACCCGGCAGUUCAGUCAGAGGAGGUACUCGAGCUCGCCAACGGAUGUCUUUGCUGCAGCAUCAAGGAUGCCGGUAUCGCUGCGAUCGAAAAGUUAAUGCAACGCAAAGGAGCGUUCGACUACAUCGUACUUGAAACUACGGGAUUAGCUGAUCCGGGUCCGAUUGCGUCUAUAUUCUGGCAAAACGAGGAGUAUUCCGCUGGCCUGAGUAAAGAAAUCAUCCUGGACGGCGUAGUGUGCGUCGUGGACGCGGUUUUUGGUCGAACGCAAAUGGAGGAAGAUCACUCGAUUGACGGCAUUGGAGAGAGCUUGCGGCAGAUUGCAUGCUCCGACGUCAUUCUUCUCAAUAAGGUCGAUCUCGUUCAUUCAGAGAAUGACUUGUUCGAGACGGAGGAUAUGAUACACAGGGUCAAUCCAUCAGCACCCGUAUAUCGGACGACCCAUGCCAACAUUAAUAUCUCUCGCAUUAUCAAUAUCAACGCGUACCGCGUGGUAGAUCACAUACGGACGGCUGCUCUCAGCGAUGGAAUCGCCAAGGCCAAUGCUAAUCUCGGGCACGGGGUGGUGCCUCAGCCGAGACACUAUGAAUUGCGGGGAAUAUCUAGCCUUCAAAUGACCAUCCCACCACUUUCCUUUGAAAAGCUUGCGAGACUUGAAAAAUGGAUACAACGAGUGCUCUGGGACAAGGAAUUACCCAAAGAGGACUCAAGCCCUAACGAUCACCCGGUUCAAAUUUUACGGUGCAAGGGCCUCUUGGUGAUGGAAACCGGAAAGGAGUAUAUAUUGCAGGGCGUACAAACGAUGUAUGAAAUAUCGGAGGUCAGUGAGCAGGAUGUGCAUGGGUUACCGUCUGCGGGAAAGCUGGUUUUGAUAGGGAAGGGGUUGGACGAAGCCGCGAGGUCGAGUCUCAUGAGCGUGCUAAUGUAGCCGAGGUGCAUUACGUCAGCUUAAAGAUUUGAUUGAUGCUUUCGAGUCAUAAAGUGUUUCAUGGUGCU